GGAGUGCAGCAGCCCGAGUUAGUGGCCCACCCGACUCACAACGAGUCAUGAGUGUGGCGGCGAACUCUUGGGUUUAGGGCUUUACUCUCUCUCUCUCUCUCUCGUUCAGGAAAAUCUGGUAAGGCUAUUUUACCAUUGCAAUCCCGCGAUUUCAUCACGCCGCAAACUUCAUCGCUUGUCUCUCUGAGAAAAAAGGUUUUGGUCCAGGCGUUGAGUUACCAUUACUGUAUGAUGGAGACGGUGGUGGUUGAGCCGGAGAGUCGCCGGGGGAGAAAACGGAAGGUGAAUAACGUGCAAACUGCGGCGGAAGACGUUGGUGGCAGAAAGAAGGUGAUGCAUACGAGGUCAUUCGAAUUGGUUGGAAGAUAUGUGCUGAAAGAGUUCAAGGGGAGUGGGGUUCUUCUAGGAAGGAUUGUGGAUUAUGAUUCAGGUUUGUACAGGAUAAACUACGAGGGUGAUCUUUGUGAGGAUUUAAACAGCAGAAAAGUCAAAUCACUUCUGGUGGAAGAAGGCGAUUUAACAGAUGAAUGGCCUAAGAGAAAGGAAAUGUUGAACCAACUUUUGUCGAGUAAAGAUGUGAACUCGAACACUGCAACCGCUACUGAUGCACGAGAGCCGGGAAAAGCAAAUUCUAUUGAUUCAUCAUCAUUGAGUGGAAUGACCUAUUCUUGUAGUGCUGAUGAUGGGAUUAUCAAAGUUCAGAGUGAUGAGGUUGGUGCUGAUUCUUCGAGUGGUUCGUGUGAGGGUGCUCAAGGGGAGGAGACUAAACAGCCACUUGUUCCACCGCCAGAUCUGCCUCCUUCGUCUGGUCAUAUUGGCGUUCCGGAGGAGUGUGUCUCACAUCUUCUUUCUGUCUAUAGUUUCUUGCGAUCAUUCAGUGUGCGGCUGUUUCUGUACCCUUUUGCGCUGGAUGAUUUUGUGGGGGCACUCAAUUGCUCUGUUGCAAACACAUUGUUGGACUCAGUUCAUCUUGCUCUUAUGUGUUUCCUAAAGCGCCAACUUGAGAAGAUCCACGCAGAUGGUUCUGGGCUUGCAUCAAAAGUUCUCAGGUCCCUGGAUUGGAGCUUGCUUGAUACAUUAACUUGGCCUAUUUACUUGGUCAAUUAUCUGAUAGCAAUGGGUCAUAAAAAUGGAGAUGACUGGAAAGAGUUAUAUGCACAUUGCCUGGAAAGAGAUUAUUAUACUUUAUCUGUAGGUAAGAAGCUGAUCACUUUGCAGAUUUUAUGCGAUGAUGUUCUGGAUACUGAAGAGCUCAGGGCAGAAAUGGACAUGCGUGAGGUAUCAGAAAUUGGAAAGGACAUAGAUGCGGGCACAGUGUUGGGCGCAUGUGAACCUGCAAGAAUUCUUCCCGGAGACUCCAAAACUUCUGACUGCAUGGACAUAGAAGUUGCACAAAAAGUUGAAAACCAUCAGACCAAAAAAUCUCUUGAUAUUCUCCAUACAGAGUCUCUAGUUGGUGGAGCAGUCGAGGACGGUAAUGGUGAUGAAUGCCGCCUUUGUGGUAUGGAUGGAGUUUUAGUUUGUUGCGAUGGUUGCCCAAUGGCUUACCAUUCAAGAUGCUUAGGAUUGAACAAGAUGCCUGUUUCCAAUGUAUCAUGGUACUGUCCUGAGUGCAAAGUCAGUGAAAACGACCCCAAAAUUCUGCGGAGGACAACAUUGAGGGGAGGGGAUGUUUUUGGUGUUGAUCCAACUGGACAAGUCUUUGUCGCUUCUUGUGACCAUUUACUUGUAGUGAAUACCUCAGUUGAUUCUGGAACUUGUCCAAGAUACUAUGAUAGACACCAUAUUCCUGGAGUCCUUAAUGUUCUUAAUGCGAAUCCAGAUUAUGCUUCUGUCUAUUCAGAAAUAUGCCAGGGGAUAAUGAAAUAUUGGGAAUUAUCUGCAGAUACCAUACCAUCCAAUUGGGAAUCUGGAAUUGGUUUAGAAUUACCGAACGAGGGAAGUGGCCCGUGCAUUGCACAAUUAGUUGAUAUGCUGGACAAAGUCCCUGAAACGACAGAGGUUCAAAAUCAUGCAACUUGUGCCACUGGUAAUUCUUCUGAAACGGCUGAUUCUUGUCUUAGAAACUGUGUUCAACAACCUGUUUCAAGUGAGAGUUCUUUUGAUAAUGUGACAAAAUCCAACUGUCAUGCGGAUCCUGUAAGACAACAGUGUGAAAUCUUGAAAACAGUGGUGGCUGAACCUGCUUCGUCUAGUAGUUUAAUUGGUAGGCCUGAGAGUCCUUAUGAAUCAACCCAACAAAGCAACUCAAAUACGACAGAGGCUGUUUCCACAAGAAGUAGCAAUAUUAGUGCUCUAAGUGAUGCUCCCUUAGAAGCCAACGGAUCACUUGUUAGCCAGGAACUUGAUAAUAAAAUAGGAUCUACUUGUGGAAGUCCAGCUCGUUGGUGCUCAUACAAGGGCUCUUCCUUCAAAAAAACUGGUUACAUGAAUCACUAUUUGCAUGGAGAUUUCUCUGCAUCUGCAGCUGCUAACUUGGCCAUUCUUUCACAUGAAGAAAGUCAAGUUUCAGAAUCUCAACAAGCUGUUAGCAUCAGCUAUGCAGAUCAGGUAAAGGCUUUCUCUAUAGCAGCUAUGGGGUUUUCCUGGCCCAAUGUGGACAACAAACUUGCUGAAGUCCCUCGUGAAAGAUGUAGCUGGUGCUUUUCUUGUAAGGCUUCUGUAACAAGCAAGAGAGAGUGCUUGCUAAAUGAAGCUGCUUCAAAUGCCACCAGAGGGGUGAUGAAGGUACUUGCUGGUGUUCGGCCUGUAAAGAAUGGACGGGACGAGAGACUUUCUGGCAUCGCAGCAUAUAUUAUAUUUAUGGAGGAGAACUUAAGUGGCCUACUUGCCGGUCCCUUCCUUAAUGACACUUUCAGGAAACAAUGGCGCAGACAACUUGAACAGGCCGCCAAUUGCUCCGAAAUUAAGAUCCUUUUGCUUGAACUUGAGGAGAAUAUGCGCUCCAUUGCCUUUUCCGGAGAUUGGAUGAAACUUGUUGAUUGUUUUUCUACUCAAUCCUCCACUUCUGAGAUUGCAACUGGAUCAACUCAGAAAUGUAGGCCAGGCAGGCGAGGCAAGAAACGACCUGAUAUGGUUGAAGCUGUAGUGGAUGGUUUCCUGAAUAAACCAACUAAGUUCACCUGGUGGCGGGGAGGUAUAAUGUCAAAGCUUAUGUUCCAAAGAGGGAUUCUUCCAAGCUCAUUUAUCAAAAAGCAAGCCCGUCAAGGUGGUAAAAAGAAGGUACCCGGUGUACGAUAUGUUGAAGGAAAUGAAAUCCCCAGAAUUAGCAGGCAGCUCUUCUGGCGUUCCGCAGUAGAAAUAAGCAGGAGUGUGGCACAUCUUGCACUUCAGGUGAGAUACUUUAAUCUACAUGUGAGAUGGGGUGAUCUUGGUCGUCCAGAGCAAAUGCCUGGUGAUGGAAAAGGCUCAGAGGCAGAAUCAUCUGCUUUUAGAAAUGCUGUUAUCCAUGCUAAGAAGAUAAUGGGACAUGAAGUUAGAUACUGUGUUGGAUUUGGUUGUAGGAAACACCUGCCGUCGCGUGUUAUGAAAAAUAUAGUGCAAACAGAGAAAAUCCUAGAAAGUGGGAAGGAAAGAUACUGGUUCUCUGAGACCUUCAUCCCCUUGUAUCUAAUUAGAGAAUAUGAACGAAAAGCAGAGAAAGCCAAGUCUGUGAAUGUGCUUUCCAAACUGCAGAAAAGACAGUUGAAGGCUUCCCGUGAAAAUAUAUUCUCUGCUCUCUUAUUGGAGAUGGGUAACACAGCCAAGAGUUGCUGUUCGUGUCAUCAAGAUGUCUCCUAUAGGAGUGCUGUGAAGUGCCAUGCAUGUCAAGGAUUUUGUCAUCAGCAAUGUGCCACCACUUCAACAGUAAAUAAAAGUGAGGACACUGACUUUGUAGUUAUCUGCAAGCAAUGCUUUGAAACUCAGGUGGCUACUCCAGUUGAUAGUAGCAGUGAAUCUGCCACAAGCUCUUUGCUCCCUCAAGUACCAGACAUUUCUAAGCCAGCUAUUCCUAAGGAUGUGAACUCAGUAUGCCAUGAAGAAUCAUUGAUAAAUCGUCCUGCAGUUACAACGACAAAUGCUAUUCCUAAGGAUGUAAACUCGGUAUCCCAUAAAGGAUCAUUGAUAAAUCAUCCUGCAGUUACAACAACAAAUGCUAUUCCUAUGGGUGUAAACUCGGUAUCCCAUAAUGGAUCAUUGAUAAAUCGUCCUGCAGUAAAAAAGACAAAGACAAAUGCAAGAUCAAAUUGGGGUCUCAUAUGGAGGAAGAAGUUUUCUGAAGACACUGGCUUUGACUUCAGAUCAAGAAACAUUCUUCUGAGUGGUAACACAGAUAGGGACCUGAUGAAACCUGUUUGCCGUCUUUGUGAUCAGCCAUAUACUGGUGAUGCAAUGUAUAUUUGCUGUGAAUCAUGCAAAAAUUGGUUUCAUGCUGAUGCUUUAGAGCUUGACGAGUCAAAGAUUUUUUCUGUUGUGGGAUAUAAGUGCUGCAAAUGCCGAAGGAUCAAGUCUCCCGUGUGCCCUUACUCGAAUCUACCAAAAAAGAUUGUAUCGAAGGGGAAAAUAGAGCACCAACAAGCUUCCAAGCCGAAGAUUCCUGCAAUGACCUUUAACCGUGAUAUGAUCCUAGCGCAUCUUGAAGAAGUACCAACAGCUUCCAAAUUACUCGAAAAGAAGGGGAAAAUAGAGCACCAACAACCUUCCAAGCCGAAGAUUCCUGCAAUGGCCUUUAACCGUGAUCUGAUCCUAGCGCAUCUUGAAGAAGUUCCAACAGCUUCCAAAUUACUCCAAAAGCCAAAAGCCAUCAUUGUAUCAGCAGCAGCAGCAGCAGUAACAAAUAAUCCUCUUCUCUCUUCUCUUGAUAAAUCUAAGCAAUGCACUGAGGGGAAGUCAGAACUGAAUAGUGGAUGGAAAAAUGCAAAUGCAUCUGAUCCUGAUCCUAGAAAGUUGCCAGUCAGGAGACAUGGUAAUCGAGAAAUAGAUGUCCAAUGUCAGGAAGGUGCCUGUCCGUUUGAAGCAUCUUUGCCGUUUGAAGAAAAUGCUUUUAAUUCCACACUGGAGAUGCUCAUAAGGAGAAGUACAAGACAAGAGACCAAAUUAGCAACCAAAUCUUUCAGGGAUGAAGAAGUAACAGAACCUACAGAGGCAAAUCCUUUAACCCCAGUGCAGGAUUCGUUAUCCCUGCAGCAGUUUGCUUCUCAAGAUUUCUUUGAUCUUGAAACCAAUGUGGGUGGCCAUGUGAAUAGCGAGGAGCCCUCUUCAGUUCCAAAAUAUGGAAUAACUGAAGCAUUGCAUGAUCAGGAAAAGCUGAUUGCGUCUUCAGGAACAUCUGAACAGAUAGUGCCUUGUAAGCUGUGUUCUAAAAAUGAUCCACAGAUAGAUCUUUCUUGCGAGAUUUGUGGUAUAAAUAUUCAUAAAACUUGCUCGCCCUGGUAUGAAUCAUCCUCCAAUGAGGAUGACUGGAGGUGUGGCAGUUGUCGUGAUUGGAGCUAGCAGCAGUUUGGUUCAUGCAUCAACCUAUGCACGGAUGAUGAAACCAUAAGCUUGAUCAUAUUUCCAAUUUAUUGGGGACAAAUGACAAUGGAGAUGCACUACGGCCACUGAUUUUUCUUCAAAUUUGAUGGAUAAAGCAUGGUUUUUGGGUGUUUAUCCUAAUAUUUUUUGACCCUUUACAGGUAAUUGAUACAACUGUACAUUGCAGUUGCCCAUUUUUGUCAACAAAUAUAUACACAACUAUCUAUUCAUUUAGAUUAAAAUUGAGAAGCCUAAUCGGCUGUAUUUUUGCGUCUUCACUACACUUUGUAAUACUAUAAUUUGGAAUAUUAUAUACUCCCUUCGUCCCAUUCAAGAUGUCAA
Messenger RNA from Salvia hispanica, 5835 nucleotides. RefSeq names its product DDT domain-containing protein PTM-like. The record is from RefSeq and is a predicted model, not a curated record. Lineage: Eukaryota; Viridiplantae; Streptophyta; Magnoliopsida; Lamiales; Lamiaceae.